This is a messenger RNA of Nelumbo nucifera (sacred lotus), 1974 nucleotides long. RefSeq lists its product as uncharacterized. Gene Ontology annotation, molecular function: protein binding. The record is from RefSeq and is a predicted model, not a curated record. NCBI's taxonomy places the organism in Eukaryota, Viridiplantae, Streptophyta, Magnoliopsida, Proteales, Nelumbonaceae.
AUUAUAAGUGUGGAAUCGUGGAGACAAGCUAAAAGCUCAAUCCGGCCGGGACCCGGACCUCUUUCUCAAGUCUCAAGUCUCAACCCCGGCUCUGUAGAGAGACCACCAUGAUCAACAUUCUUGUUCUUCUCCUGCAAAUGCUUUUGGGUUUCUUCGUCCUAUCCGUGCCAACACUAGCUGUAUUCCUGAACAUAGAUUGUGGCUCCUUGGGUUCUUUUACUGACGCCAACAAUAUCACUUGGGUUGGAGAUGAGCCCUACAUUAAAAGCGGUAAAAGCGAAACUGUUCCGAGUGCAGGUAAUUCACCAGUUGCUAUUCAAUACACAACUCGGAGAGUAUUUCCCACUAGAAACAAGAAUUGCUACUCCAUUGACGUGGGGAAGGGAGAGCGUGUUCUUCUCCGUGCAUACUUUUACUAUGGGAAUUGCAACAACAGUGAAACAUCAUCUACACCAACUUUUGAUCUUCACUUCGACGGCAACCGCUGGGGAAAAGUGGACAGUUGCAGAACAGACCCAUUUUACUACGAAGUGAUAUAUCUCACCAAGUUUGAUGCCAUAAGUGUCUGUGUUGCUCGGACAAGUCCUGAUCACCAACCAUUUAUUUCUGCAAUUCAAGUAAUAAGCUUGGAUUUAGGCAUGUAUGGUGGAGCUGAUCCAAAUUAUCCAUUGUUCUUCAAACGAAGAAUAAACUAUGGCGGAGAUAAAACUGUCAGGUUCCCCAUCGAUAAAUACGAUCGAAUUUGGUAUGACCAUCCAACCGCCGAAGGUUUCGUUACUGCGAAAAGCGACACCAGAAUUGUGGCUACAGACCUUCCAGAUAAGCCUCCAGAAUUCGUAUUACAGACGGCACUUUACAACCAAAAUUUGUCCGGUUCUUUUUCCUUAACAUUCUCUAAUCUGACAGCCACUAAGAUGUACACCAUUUUUUAUUUCUCCGAACUGCUAAACCUCAAUUUCUCGGACAAGCGUUCCUUUUCCAUUUACAUCAACGGUGAAAAUAUUUCCCAUCCCAUAAUUCCACCUUAUAAAAGUGCUUUAGAGCUCAACUUCACUUCAAAUACAUCUGCAUACGAGGGUGGAUAUAAUGCAACGUACUACUUCUACCGCACAUCCGACUCCACUCUUCCCCCAAUACUCAAUGCGCUGGAACUCUUUCAAGUGGGAACCCCACUAACAGAUGGAACAGAUAAUAGACAUGUGAGAGUGCUAUCUAUGCUACAACAAACUUUUGUUCAACUUCAAAAUUGGAGCGGUGAUCCCUGUCUUCCAAACGGUUUCCCCUGGGACUGGGUUCUAUGCUCUAUCAAUACCGAGACACCUCAAAUUACGGCAUUGAAUCUCAGUAACUACGGACUUCAGGGAUCUCUCCCAGAUUUUAGCGCCUUGGAUACUCUCCAACURAUAGACUUGAGUAAUAACAGUUUAAGUGGAGAAAUUCCUAGCUUCCUGGGAAACCUUCCCAGCCUAAAUAUGCUAAAUUUGGCAAAUAACAGCUUUAGUGGAUUAAUACCUUCCUCACUCACCAACAAUAACAACUUAACACUGGUUUAUUCAGGCAAUGUUGAUUUAUGCGCUCCCAAUCAGUCGUCUUGUGAUAAAUCUGUAAAUGGAACUUCGAAUUUGCCGCACCCCACCAACAGCCAGAGUAGCAUCAGUAAAAAUCUGCCAAUCACAAUUGGAAUUGUAAUUUCAGUGUUGGUUCUUGUUUCUUAUUGAAAUAAAUACCUGUAGAUUUCUACAAUGGAUCAAGUUUACUUUAGCUUGUAGAACUAAUUAGCUAGAUUAGAGAGUUGAGAUAUUAAUAUCAAUUGGCAAGAAGAGAAGUUAAAAGGUGCUGUUUGAGAAGAAAAUGCAUCAAUCCAUAUUUGUAAACUGAAGUGGCUGUAACAGUGUUUCCUCCUACCCAUGUGGAGCUUUGUUGAGAGAAUUGAAGAAAGAGAGAAAGAGUCCAAAUCCUAGAAUUCUGUGGAGA